AUGCCGGAAACCGCCAUCGAAGCCAUCGCCGAAGGGCUCGAAAAGGGCCAGACGCUGGCCGCGAUCGAUCUGGGUACGAAGACCAUCGGCAUUGCGGUGUCUGAUGCCGGGCUUUCGUUCGCCCAUCCCCGGCCCGUCAUCCGCCGCAAGAAGUUCACCGCGGACGUGAGCGCGCUGGCCGCGCAACUCGACAAGGACAAUGUGGGGGCGAUCAUAUUGGGCCUGCCGGUCAACAUGGAUGGAAGCGAAGGCCCGCGCGCGCAAUCGACCCGGGCAUUCGCCCGCAACAUGGCGAGCCGGAUCGCCCUGCCCCAUGCGUUCUGGGACGAGCGGCUGUCGACGGUCGCCGCCGAGCGCGCACUCAUCGACCAGGACAUGAGCCGGAAAAAGCGCGGCGAGCGCAUCGAUUCGGCCGCGGCCGCCUUCAUUCUGCAAGGCGAGGAUGCCCAUGAUCAGGAACGUGUCGACGAUGCACGCCUUGACCAGAAGCUGGACGACGACAUCCUUUUCCACGCCGAGGACGUGGCCAUAGAUCAGGAAGACGAGGUCAUGGGUCUGGCGGGAGAAGAAGCGCAGGCCGAAGCUGAUGUCGUGAUACGAGCGGCCAUCAUGGCCGCCAUCUUCGCCUCCAUCGCACCGAUCUUCAUUCUCAUCUUCGCCGGCAAUGGCUUGAAACGCCUGCCCCUUUUCCAGCCGGACUUCUGGCGCGGCCUCGACCGGAUGGGGUUCUACGUCCUUUAUCCGGUGCUGUUGUUCACCACGAUCGUGCGCGCCGACUUUUCCGGACUGUCGCUCGGCACGGCGAUGUUUGUCCUUCUGGCGGCGGUGACGGUUCUGGGGUUCCUGGCGCUCGCAUUGUGGCCGCUGCUGCGCCGGCAGGGCCUGUCGCGUCCGACCUACUCAUCGGUCUUUCAGGCAUCGAUCCGCUGGAACGGCUUCAUCGCGCUCGCCGUUGCCGAAAAGCUGUUUCCGCCCGAAGGAGCGGCCAUGGUCGCGCUCGCCAUGGCGGUGGUGAUCAUCCCGAUCAAUGUGGCGACGGUCUCGGUGGUCGCAUGGUUCACCAACGCCAAGCCGAGCCUUGGCGCGACGCUGCGCAAAGUCGCCGUAAACCCGCUUAUCGUCGGCACGGCGCUGGCGAUCAUCGUCCGGCUGCUGCCCUUUCCCCUGCCCGGCCCGAUCAUGGACGCACUGCAUCUGGUCGGUCGUGCCGCCCUCGGCAUGGGUCUACUGGCCAUCGGCGCCGGCCUGAAGGGCAAUGUGCGGAUGCUGACCGGAUGGGCCGUCAUCGCACCCUCCGUCCUCAAGCUUGCCGUCCUGCCGGUGCUGAUGAUCGGGCUGGCGAUCCUGAUGGGCAUUGACGGUCUCGAGCUGCACUAUCUGGCGCUGUGCGCCGCCGUGCCGACGCCUAUGCGGCUGCCGUGA
This is a messenger RNA of Effrenium voratum, 1422 nucleotides long. Lineage: Eukaryota; Dinophyceae; Suessiales; Symbiodiniaceae. The record is from the annotation of a GenBank genome assembly.